CUAAUGAUCCUAUGUUUUUACAGGAGGGAAACUUCGCUAUCCUGCAAAGCUACAGCUACAAACAGUUUGGAGUUUCAUUCACCUUCCUUUAAAAACAGUAGCGCUCUGGAAAGAGAGAAUACGGUUUAUAAAAAAUCUAAGUAAAGGUUUGUAUCAGUCAGUUUAAGGAGUUGCUACAGUCAUGUCCGGUAUAGCUCUCAGUCGCCUUGCUCAGGAACGAAAGGCUUGGCGGAAAGAUCAUCCGUUUGGUUUUGUAGCUGUGCCAACCAAAAACCCAGAUGGAACGAUGAACUUGAUGAACUGGGAGUGUGCCAUCCCUGGAAAGAAGGGGACUCCUUGGGAAGGCGGCUUGUUCAAACUGCGGAUGCUCUUUAAGGACGAUUACCCGUCCUCUCCUCCUAAAUGUAAAUUCGAGCCGCCGCUUUUCCAUCCCAACGUGUAUCCAUCGGGAACAGUGUGCCUGUCCAUUUUAGAGGAGGACAAAGACUGGAGGCCAGCCAUUACAAUCAAGCAGAUCUUGCUAGGAAUCCAAGAACUGCUAAACGAGCCAAAUAUUCAGGAUCCUGCACAAGCGGAGGCAUACACAAUUUACUGCCAAAACAGAGUGGAAUAUGAAAAAAGGGUCCGAGCACAAGCCAAAAAGUUCUCUCCAUAAUCCCCGUGACGGAGCGGAUAUCCGACAGCGUUUCUGCAGUACUUCUUAGCUGCUCCUCUCAUUACCCUUCUUCACUUUCCACUAAUUUCCAUGCAGGUGUGAUGAAAACUGAAUGUGCCAUUGUCAUGUCCAGUGACGCCCACCUAAGCGAGCGCUCUAUCGGCUCGUAAUUUUCUUGUCUUUUCGAAAAUAUAUAAAUAAAUACAAAAAAUAUAUAAAUAAAUAAGUGGGCGUCACCUACGCCACCUAUUGAAGUGAAUCAGCGGCACAGGCGCUCGUUCCAGGAGUCCUGGGGUGCCACAGCGCCGCACGGUUUCCAUGUUUUCCCUCCUCUUGCACACUUGAAUCGCAGCCGGCUCGAUAAUUAGCUAAGGAGAUGAAAUCUAGUGUGUUGGAUCAGGGAAAACAAAACUACAUCACCGUUUCUUUUCUCUUCCCCAGACCUGUCUCACGAAGCAUGAUGCAUUGUUUAGCUAUCUAACUUUAAGCUUAGUUCGAUCUUACCCUGUGUGUACUGCCUCGGAGUAGGUUACAUUGUCAUGGUAACCACACGCCUUAACCCCUUUCGGGCCAGGCCUACAAGUUCAGGAUCACGGAUUGCAAACGGCUCUUCGACCAAUCGCUUAUUAUCUGAUUUACCAAAUCCAGCUUGGUAAGUGGCCUUUUUUGGCAAAUUCCACAGGUUUUAUGAGAGGGUCACUUUGCAGGUCAAGGUUCCUUUUCCUUUUGGUUUUCCCCACUCUGGGCUAGAUAAGAUGGAGUAGCUGUCAGUAAUGUAUUUGAUGAUUAUUCACUCAUAUUUUAGUCAUUACAGGCCUGAGAGAACAUGAGGCCUGUUCGAUUCACAGACUGAUAAACGUUCAGCUUCUGCAAACACCACUUCAUGUUGCGUGUAUGUAGUCUUGAUGAUAUUUUAGGCCCAGAGAUAGUAGGGAUCUUAUAGGGACGUUAUUUUACCCACUGAGCUUCAGUCAGACUGCUUAAAUCUGUAUGCUGAGUCACUUCUUCUGUUCUCCUGCUUUUCCAUGUGCUGCUUGUGUGUCUGAGCUACGUGCAGUUUGCCGAGCCUCGCUGUUUGCUCACAAGCUAGAGUAGCAUAGCUUCCUGGUUCAGUGUGCGUUCCACAGGAAGUGGAGUCAGGUAGUCACACAUAGCUUGCUGAUUAUAGAUGAUACACUAUACGGCCUAAAGUAUGUGGACACCUAACCAUCACACCCACAUGCAGUUCUUUCUCAAUCUGUUAGAAGCACACAAUUCUCUAGAAUGUCUCUGAACACUGUAGCUUUACAGUUUAAGAGACUCGAACCCUGUUCCAUCAUGACAAUGCCCCUGUACACAAAGCACAGAGCUCCAUGAAGACAUGGUGUAGAGGUUAAGGUUGGAGUGGAAGAACUGGAGUGUCCUGCACUGAGCCCUGACUCUGACUCAACCCCACUGAACACCUUUGGGAUGAACUGGAACACCGACUGAACUCCAGACCCCCUCACUCUUACAACAUCAGUGUCUGAUCUCACUAAUGCUCUUGUAGCUGAAUGAACACUAAUCCCCACAGUCACCCUCCAACAUCUAGUGGAAAACCUUCACAGAAGGAGAUUAUUAUAACUUUUUUUUGCAAUGUGCUGUUCAGUUCAGUUCUCAAGUAUCUGAAUACUUUUGGCUGUAUAGUGUACAUACUCAUAAUUAUAGAUAUUAGAUAUUAGAUAUUAGGACCUACCUCUCCUUUUAUCUCAUCCUGUUCACAGCACGGUCCUUUUGUUUUGCUCAGAAUAUCACAAUCAGUAAUACAGGAUUGGGAAACUAAUGACUUAACAGCCAUUUUCUGUCAGAGCUCGUCCUUGGUAUUUCCUGGUAUUUAUUAAAUAUUGCUCCUGGUGCCUGAGACUCCUCCAUGCGUCACACAAUUGACUGGUCGCAACAAUCAGAAGGUCUAAUCAUUGAUCACGUAAACUUCAUCAGAAUCCCAACCGCAUUCGCGACACUUUUCUACCGUAUGCUGUAUGUUACGCAGUCUCAUAGAUUCAGAACUCAGUUCAUGUUAAAGCUGCUUCGUGAGACAUGCCCUGGUCAGGAGAUGAUGAGCGCUUAGAGAUACCUUGUUUAUAUUUGCUACAGAGCUUCAUAUGUGCAAAACAAAAAAGGGCAAUGAAAAGGAUCCUCAUGCGACAUUAUGAUUAAAUCAGAAGGAAAUUCUGUUGUGCUUCUGUUUUUAUUUUCGAUCUUUCGAACAGGCCUUCUUUCUUCUCUUCAACCAUUUGAAUGAUGUAAGACACGCUGUUACUUAAACGUCAGUAUUCCAACUGCUGUAAAAUGAUGCUUUUAUACUUUCAUGCUUUUUUUAAAUUAGUGUGUCUAUGUUACUUUCCAUUCCCAGGGUGGGCAGUGUAGACAGCAUGUUGUAAUAUACAGUAUGAUAGAUUUUUGCUGCCUUGGCAGAACAAAACAAAAAAAAACAAAACAAAAAAAAAAAAUGCCCACUGAGUAAAAAAAAAAAACUGAAAGCUAUACAGUGAUCUGUGUUGGUGUUUUUGUUCUUGUAAGUGUUUAGAGUAAAUAAAAUGUUUAUACAUUGCCAAA
Hemibagrus wyckioides is the source of this 3229-nucleotide messenger RNA. RefSeq names its product ubiquitin-conjugating enzyme E2Ia (gene ube2ia). The transcript has 7 exons. NCBI's taxonomy places the organism in Eukaryota, Metazoa, Chordata, Actinopteri, Siluriformes, Bagridae. Gene Ontology annotation, cellular component: nucleus. The coding region runs from base 182 to 655 and encodes 157 amino acids. Gene Ontology annotation, molecular function: SUMO conjugating enzyme activity. Gene Ontology annotation, biological process: protein sumoylation. The record is from RefSeq and is a predicted model, not a curated record.